This is a messenger RNA of Anopheles gambiae (African malaria mosquito), 3308 nucleotides long. RefSeq names its product sodium- and chloride-dependent GABA transporter 1. Gene Ontology annotation, cellular component: membrane. Gene Ontology annotation, biological process: sodium ion transmembrane transport. The record is from RefSeq and is a predicted model, not a curated record. Bases 1154 to 2953 code for a protein of 599 amino acids. Lineage: Eukaryota; Metazoa; Arthropoda; Insecta; Diptera; Culicidae. The transcript is spliced from 7 exons.
AGUUCGAACCAUCAACCGAUCAACCGGGUUCUCUGCCGGGGUGUUGUGUUUACUCUUGCCCUUCUCACGUCCGACCGUUUUCGCGGCCCCAUCGGUGAUGCUGGAGAAGGAAAGGAUAGCCAAACACACACACGCCACUAUCUACGAAUCCUUUCGGCAAAUGAUUAAAGACGAAGGUUCGAUGCUGGUGAUGCUGCUCUCUUCUACGCUUCCCUGUUUGGUGGAUGAAUAUGAUUUAUGUGCAGCACUGACUGUCAUCGACAGCUGGCGGUGAACGGGUUCCAUCAAUCGAGGCAUCGUCGUAUGUCACCGCCGUAUGGAUGCAGCGCAAGGGACGCAGGGACACAUGUGUGACACACCGGACGGUGUACGAACGGCACACAAUCGCUUCGAGCGGGUUUUGUCAUCUUCAUUUCAGUUAUGUUGCAUCCUGCUGCUGCCGAUGCUGCUGCUACUAGUGUGUGUGUAUGUGAUGCUUGUCGACGAAAACGAGUUGGGAAGGAUUUUAAGGAAAUGAUGACGAAAGACACUUCCCAGCCGGGUGUUCCGUGAGGCCGUAAAGCUCCGAGCACCCAACAGGAAAGAUUGAUCGGAACGAUUCGGUGGACUUUCGGAAUGUUGAGAGUAUUGUGGAGCAACAGCCAGGGGUAGGGAGGGUUUGUUGCCCGCUCAAAACGUCCAUCAAACUGGGUGACAUGAGCUGCUUUUUUUCCUGCUGAGCGUCCAAAUGACAGUUGCAUGGUUCAUCGUGUCGAGAACGUGCGUGGCGAGAUUGAUCAGAACGGACUGUACUCGGAAUGGCGUUUCGUUGAAUGUUGUAGAACAAUUCAUAUUUCAAUUGUCUUAUGUGUGAUCUUUUUUAUCAUUUCUUUCAAUUAGAUAUCGUCCCGGUGCCGUCGAGAUCUUCCCAGCAACACGAACAACACGCAACGCAUCGCUCAGCUUAAUGCUCUUUUCUUGAUCCUCCUUAUAAGACCCCUAUUUUGAACCUCGCUAAUUCCGAUUUUUCUUUCCAUUCUGUUUUACUUGUAUCGCCCGAAUCAAAUCAAAGGAUUCCGAUCCUUUCCCUCCACCCAUUUCCUGUGUGACACCCGGUUCCAGCCAACGCCGACCGUCCGCAGUCGUCGCAGCAGCGAGCAAUUCGAUCAAUAUUAUGACAGAGGGCACCGCGCCGACAGUUGAAUGUUUAGAUAACACACUGCACGAACUGAACGAACAGCAGGAGCAGCAGCAGCAGCAACAGGAAGAGGAGCAGCAACCACAACAGGAAACGCCGGAACAGGAGCUCGGAACGGUCGGUGUACGUAUCGAGGUCACGAGUGCGGCAGGUUCUUCCGUCGAGCUAGUCGCGAUCGGCAAGGAGCAGGAACAGUCCAGGGACGGCCAACAGCAAGCAGUCGCCAUGUCGCAAAGCACAAAGCAGGUGUCGAAAGCGGACAAAAACCUGCCCGAGCGCGGGUCAUGGGGAUCGAAGCUCGACUUCAUCCUGUCGGUGGUUGGGCUGGCGAUCGGGUUGGGCAACGUGUGGCGAUUCCCGUACCUGUGCUACAAGAAUGGUGGCGGCGCGUUUUUGAUACCGUACUUUGUCACACUGUUCCUGGCCGGCAUACCGAUGUUCUUUAUGGAGCUGGCGCUCGGCCAGAUGCUGACGAUCGGUGGGCUGGGUGUGUUCAAGAUUGCGCCCAUCUUCAAAGGAAUCGGUUAUGCAGCGGCCGUAAUGUCGUGUUGGAUGAACGUGUACUACAUCGUCAUCCUAGCGUGGGCCAUAUUCUACUUCUUCAUGUCGUUACGUGCAGACGUACCUUGGCGCACGUGUGACAAUGCGUGGAACUCGAUCAACUGCGUCAAUCCGUACGAUCGUAAGGAUCUGCUCUGCUGGGAAACGAUCGGCGUGAAUGGUACGCUGACCAAGAUUUGCUCGCUAAACUCGAACAACGUGUCCAUGAGCGAUUUGGCCGAUCCGGUUAAGGAGUUCUGGGAACGCCGCACGUUGAUGAUCUCGAGCGGUAUUGAUCAGGUUGGUUCGAUCCGCUGGGAGCUGGCCGGAACGCUGCUGCUCGUCUGGAUCCUGUGCUACUUCUGUAUCUGGAAGGGUGUGAAAUGGACUGGCAAGGUCGUGUACUUUACCGCCCUGUUCCCGUACUUCCUGCUCACGAUCCUGCUGAUCCGUGGCAUUACGCUGCCGGGUGCCUUCGAAGGUAUCAAGUUCUACGUGAGCCCGAAUCUGUCAAAGCUAGCCGAAUCAGAGGUAUGGAUCGAUGCAGUGACGCAGAUCUUCUUCUCGUACGGUCUCGGCCUGGGAACACUGGUCGCGCUCGGUAGCUACAACAAAUUCAACAACAAUGUGUACAAAGACGCACUGAUUGUGUGUACGGUCAACUCGAGCACCAGCAUGUUUGCCGGGUUUGUGAUCUUCUCCGUCGUCGGCUUUAUGGCGCACGAGCAGCAGCGCCCCGUCGCUGAAGUGGCAGCAUCUGGGCCGGGUCUCGCUUUCUUGGCCUACCCGUCGGCCGUGUUACAGCUGCCGGGCGCACCGCUCUGGUCGUGUCUGUUCUUCUUCAUGCUGCUGCUGAUCGGUCUCGACUCACAGUUCUGCACGAUGGAGGGCUUCAUUACGGCCGUGAUUGACGAGUGGCCGCAUCUGCUGCGCAAGCGUAAGGAGAUCUUCAUUGCGAUCGUGUGUAUGAUCAGCUACCUGGUCGGUUUGACGUGUAUUACGGAGGGUGGUAUGUAUGUGUUCCAAAUUCUCGACUCGUACGCGGUCAGUGGCUUCUGUCUGCUGUUCCUGAUGUUCUUCGAGUGCGUCUCGAUCUCGUGGGCGUACGGUGUGGACCGUUUCUAUGACGGCAUCAAGGACAUGAUCGGCUACUAUCCGCUGUCGUGGUGGAAGUUCUGCUGGGUCAUCACCACUCCUGCCAUCUGUGUCGUAAGUAGCAAUGUGAAAAGGGAUUAGCUUUUUCGUGGUAACGCCUUGGGGGGAUGUGAGUGUAUUUGUGUGCACGAGGAUUGAGUGAAUGAGUUAUUAUAGAGCUUUCCCUGCAGUUCGGAUGUUCUUCCAUGCUGAAUCAACGACGCGGCGAAAGGUAAUUGGAUGUUAUCGAGCGGGAUGGGUAAUGUAAUUCAAAAUGGGAGCGAUAUUGAUUUCUUUUCAGAAUGUUCACGAUCUGGAACAGAGGGUGGCGCUCUUAAAGUCUAAAAGCACAACCGUGUUAUCUUACUGGACGUGAUUGUAAAUCGUGAUAUGUGUAAAAUUGCUGAUGUUUGCUGUACUUAUCCAAGAAUACAAUUUUAUAAUGAUAUUAAAAAAU